GCCAAGGCCAAGAAGGAACGUGAAGACUUCCAGAAAUCCAUCGGUAUGAUGGUCAAAGACAAUAUGAAGGAGGUGUGUCAGGAGGUGCUAGGCAAGAAGACUAGUGUGGGCCAAGCAUCGACAAGCGGCACCUGCGAAGACCAAAGGAGAAAAGACCAGGAGAACCAUUGGCGAAGGGAGGACGCUGCAGCUAGGGCUCGGCUCGACAAACAGAAGGCUGACGAGAUAGAACGUUUACGACGGGAGAACCAGGAUCUGUUGCGCGUAGCAUCUGGCAAGGCUAGUAGGGAGUUGGAUACUAUCAAGGCAGAUAACCAGGCUUUGGUGCAUGAUAUCGUCACCUUGCGCGACGAAGUGGAAAAUCUCAAGCGAGGCAACAAGCGGGGAGCGGAGGCGCUGACUGAGAAGAGUCCGCCUAUUGAACCAGCACGCGGAAGGUCCCGCCAGGAAGAGAGUUGUCAGACACCGGUUGAGUGGGCUAAGCUCACCGAAGCCUAUCGGCGACUCCGCGACGAGAAGGAUAUGGCCGAAAGAGAAGUGUCGGCCUUGAAGGAGCGUAUUAAUCGCAUCCGGAUUUUGGUACCCUCCAGCUCCAAGAAGAGACCUAUUGUGCGGAGGACGAGCGGUAAAGGGGGAGCCAGCCCCGAACAAAAAGCAGGUGAUCAAGUGAAGGUAACCUUUGUACGAAGGAUUGGCGAAGAAAGAGAUGUGUUCUUCAAGAGGGUAAUUAACGAUCUCGGCAAGCUACGAAAGGCGCAGCUGGAGACACUCUGCAUAGACGAAGAGAUCGAUUAUGGUGGGGUGAAGAAAACUGCGGGCGAUUUGGCCCAGAUUUAUACGAUUCGUGCAUUCGACAGACCAACCAAUCGAAAACUGAUGAGCGAUCAAGAGGAGGACGAGGAACGGAGUGAACCUGAUCAGGAUGAAUCAUCGGCCGACGUGGCGGGCACCUCCACGGACGACCACUUGGUUUCGGAAUCUUCGUAGGAUCGAUACCGAGCGUGGGUCGUAUUUAUUCUUCACUCUCUGAUGUUUGGAACUUGAGAAGAUCGAAGCAGGGUAUAUCUAAUUUUACUUUCACUUCCCUUUUCCGCUGUCUCACUAUUCAGUUGAUUCUCUCUUCUGCCCUCAGCUGGGGACUCAAAUUUCUUCCUCUCAUCUGUGCUCUGGCUCAAUCCGGUUAUGAUUUUGAAAGUUGUCCAGGUCCCGUUGUCUAUAUUCUGAUUUCGCCUUGGUGCAAACACACGUACGUAGGAUGUACUUCUCGAUUGGUCGAUGAGCGUUGGAAAGAGCACGUGUACCGUGCCAGAUAUCAAGGGCAGGACAAUAAUCUACGUAAUUACAAGCUUUAUAGA
Messenger RNA from Chara braunii, 1355 nucleotides. The record is from the annotation of a GenBank genome assembly. Lineage: Eukaryota; Viridiplantae; Streptophyta; Charophyceae; Charales; Characeae.